Messenger RNA from Diversispora eburnea, 1286 nucleotides. Lineage: Eukaryota; Fungi; Glomeromycota; Glomeromycetes; Diversisporales; Diversisporaceae. The record is from the annotation of a GenBank genome assembly.
CUAAAAGGAAAUUUAUGAAAAAUAAAAGAUAUCCACUUCCUAAAAACCACUUUAAAAUUAACAAAAUAGUUCAAGUUAUUGAACAACCGAAAGAUAAUAACUUUGAUUUCAUUUAUGAAACUGGCGAAACUGGUGUUAAAAUGAAUGAUGGAACUAAAAAAUGGCAACUAAAUGCGAAGCGAAUCAAAAGAUCAGAAGGACAGAAAAAUGAUCAAACGUCAAUUUCUCCUUAUAUUUCUGAACAAUGUGAACAAUGGAGUAAGGAACUUCAAGAUGUUAAGGAUUAUUAUCAUGGAUUGUCUAAAAGUGCGUGUAAAUUGUUCAAAAUAAUAUACGGAAAAGAAGGAUUUAAAGCCAAUACUCCAAAAAAUCUCAACUCAACUGGUACGUUUGAACCGCCACAGUCGUCAGAAUCGUCAUAUUCUUCUUCUGAAUCUUCAUUUCUUGGAUAUCAAACAUCAGAACAGUCGCUUGAAAUGGAGAUGGAUGAUUAUUGUCUUACAAAUAAUAUGGAUCAUACAAAUAAUAUGAAUCAUGCGAAUAAUAACAUAUACGAUUAUGAUCCAAAUAAAAUUAUUUAUUUAAAUAAUAAUAAAUGUCCUUCAGAAUUUAAAGAAUUUCCUGAGCAAUUUAAGACUGGUGGUGAAAUAACAAAUGAUACUGUAGCUAAAAAAUCACAACUAAAUACGAAAGCAAAUAAACCUAUCUGGGGUCUUACUAAUGUUCCGUUCCCUCCAAAAUUAACUGAAGAGGAUAUAAUAAAACCCAGAAAUAAUAAAUGUGACAAAACGAAAGUACCUAAUAAAUUUUUUAUAUACAGAAAAUGGUACACCAUGUGUUUGAAUUCCGAUGAAAAGAAAAACGAUCAAACGUCAAUUUCUCCUCUUAUCUCUAAACAUUGGAGUAAUGAGCCUCAAGAAGUUAAGGAUUAUUAUGCUUCCUUGUCUGAACGUGCAGGUGAAUUGUUCAAAAAAAGAUAUGGAAUAUAUGGACUUAAAAGAAAAACUCCAAAUAAAAUACAAAAAAAUAAGAAACAACGAAACAAAGAAUUACCUGAAAUACAUCCUAAAAAUAAGGAAGAAAAUCUCAACUUGACUGGCAUAUUUGAAUUAUAUCAACCACAUCAACCACAUUUAUCAAAUAGUUUUAUAGCACGUACAUUUCCUGCUGUUCACUCUUCACAAUUGGAAGCCUUGCCACUUUCAUUACAGUUACAAUCUUUACAACAACCUUUACUCAUAUUUGAUCAAUCUUCACAUCUCGAAUCUUUAUCUCCAGACUCUUGA